AUGCCCGUAACCAAUCGUGGAGGCCUACCCGGCGCCGACUACAAUUACUUGAAAGCCCAACCGCCCUCCUGGGAGUCUGUUCGAACCGGACUGUCUAUUUUUGCCUUGGUCAUCAUUGCACGCUACUGUGUGCAGACCAUCUACCGAUGGCUUAGACCAACCGCGAGGCGCAACACUGCUACUCUUCUCCCCACUAACAACCUGCCGCUGCAGAGACAGCAGUACGAGCCACACCUUGGGCCAAUGGACGAUGAAAAGCACAUUGAAGGGGUCAACGACCAACACGAGGACUUGAGGGCGCCGACGACUACGACGACGACGACGAACACGACGGCCGCAAUGGAUCGGCACCCGCACUGGAGAAGCGCCGGUGGCACCUUGCCUGGACCCUUCAUCUCCCGGCUGCCUCCCGCGCCACCUUUGACUCCGCCGGAGCUGAGCACAGCCGUCUUCACCUUGGACAACGAACCGUCACCCAGCAGCCAGAGCUUCAUUCACCAGCCCAACCCCGACUACAUGUCCUCGACGUCCACCACGGCUUUCCAGACAGGAAGCCCCGACUCUGCGUCUAUCCCGCGGCGGCGAUCCUACACUAGGACGCUCCCCAUUAGCGUCCCUGGGUCUGGGUCUCACUCUCCUCAAGCGCAGUCUCCCGAGGCUGAAUCCGUGGAUCCAGCCUUUUCGCCCAGCUCCUACCCGCCGUCGGCCGGCUUGCUGCCGCCUGCGCCUCCCUCGGGCCUUGGCUCAGAGCCAGAUGAUCAUGCCCAUCGAAACGUCGACGUCCAAGGGGAGAUUCUCUCGGUUCUCGAUCGCGACGGAGCUGGCUGGACUCGCCAUACACGUGUCUACGGUGGCGGAGCCUGUCUAGCGUGCGCUGCCAGCGGCGGUGGUUUCUACGGUGCUACCGUGACUCCAGAGGAGAUGCGGUGA
This is a messenger RNA of Trichoderma aggressivum f. europaeum, 930 nucleotides long. RefSeq lists its product as uncharacterized. The record is from RefSeq and is a predicted model, not a curated record. The coding region runs from base 1 to 930 and encodes 309 amino acids. The transcript has a single exon. Lineage: Eukaryota; Fungi; Ascomycota; Sordariomycetes; Hypocreales; Hypocreaceae.